UCGGUUAUCUACUCAUCGAGUCUUAAUUGCUGAAUUUUGUCGACUAAUCUGGCCUCGUCAGAUAUCCGGUAGGUUUCUUCUAAAGGCAUGGCAAAUCCCACAACAACGCAAUAGCUUAACUCGAAGAGUGCCAUUUAAACGCACUUUUAUUAGAGCUCAUCAGUUGGACUGGCAGUGGGGUGUCCAGCAGCAAACAUGGCCGGGGAAGCUGUAGUCACCGUUCGUCUAGUGAGGUCCUUCGAGCACAGAAAUUUCAAACCUGUGGUGUUUCACGGAGUCAGUUUAGACCAAACGGUGCAGGACUUCAUAAAGCUUGUCAGGGACGAUAUUGCAACAAGACCAGGGCUUCCUCCUCCUUUCAGGAAAUAUGCGUAUGACACAAUGAAAAUUAUUCAUCAAGCACAUGGAGCAAAGACUAAUGAACUGGUGAUGAGUUUAGAUGACGACGAUAAGCUCAUUUUGCAAGAUGGCCAAACCCUUAGAACUGCAGGCGUUGCAAAUGAAACAGAAGUGGCCUUCUUCAGGAAAGAAGAUUAUGGUCUCUAUAAAGCAAAUCCAAAAACUGCUUGGUGACCAAUAGCACAGAAGAUUCUUGCAGAGCAGAGUUCAAAGUCAAGCAUGCCAGGACCAGUAGACAAGAUUGGUGCCAUCAUGUUAAUUCUGAAGAGUUUUAAUUUGAAGGGUUGUUUUUAAAUUAAUGCUCAUCAUGCACCACACUGGUAUGCCUUUUUAUUUCUAUUUUUUCUGUUCUGGUAAUUGUGACCGCACACAUUAAUUCUCUUUAUUGUUUUAAAAUAUGCUGAAUAAAGUUUUCUGAUAGCUGGA
Lates calcarifer (barramundi perch) is the source of this 825-nucleotide messenger RNA. Its product is annotated as UPF0538 protein C2orf76 homolog. The transcript is spliced from 5 exons. Lineage: Eukaryota; Metazoa; Chordata; Actinopteri; Centropomidae. The coding region runs from base 196 to 573 and encodes 125 amino acids. The record is from RefSeq and is a predicted model, not a curated record.